UCACGUCACAUGAUCGAUAUGAAACUACAACAACAGCAAUAGACAUGUCACUUCUUCAUUCCGCAUUUAUGUUGAUUGUUUAAAGCAUGGCGACGUGUAAAGUCAAUUUUAUAUUUUCUGUGGUGUUUGUUGUGUUUGGCGCUGCGCUUGGAUUCCUGGGAAGUGGAGAUACAUUUCGACGGAAGGUGUCUGUAGAGCUGAAUCCUGGUCUGAAGCCUCCGUCGGUUCUUCCUCCUGAGGUGGGUCUGGUUCAUGUGCGAGGGCUGGGGCUCAAUGACACGCUGCACUUCUUGAUCUGUAAUCGUGGAGCUCCAGCGCUGUUGCUGGUCCACACAAACAGCACUCAGUCUACGGUGCAGGUGAACUGGCCUAACUUCAUCAACCACAGUUUAUCCGGCAGCCUGAAGGUGGAGCCGCAGGACAGCGUGCAGUACAGCAGCGCACUAGUGUUCACCAGAGUGUGGGAGUAUGAUGACGUCAAUGACACCGCCGACCCACAGCAGACCGCGGAGUCCAGCUUUUACCCUCCAUACGAGCUCCAGAACUUCACGUGGUCUAACCUUAGCAUCAAUGAUAACCAGUCGGAUCCCACUGUGAUGCUGUGCGGCGGAAAGGAAACAGAGAGUUUCCUCAACGGCACCCUCUGUCUGCAGUUCUCAGCUUUUGAGUCGGAGGGUCGUGAAAAGGCCUGGCCGAGUCUCCUUCAUAACGCCAACUCAUCGCAGCUGCGCGUGUGGCUGAACGGCGUGACGCCGCGAGGAAACAGCUCCAGAUUCGCUCUGGAGUUUCACUCUGUUGGUGAAUCUGAAUUCCAGGGACGAGUGGACGUCCACAGCUCCAUAGACGAUGAAUACACACCCUCCAUCUUUAAGGUUGCUCAGUGGGUGUCGUUUCCGGUGAACAGCAGUGGUGUGAGGGGUUAUAAUCAGUGGAAACCCGUGGCGUAUCGUAAAGCCGAGCCGGCAUUUGAGGACGCAACACCCUGCAAACACUCCAGGCUCGUGUCUGUGAAUCACAUCCCUGACUCUGGUCUGGUUCAGGCGUAUUUCACAGACAAUCCUCAGACUCACGGACUGAACAUCAGCUUCGGCAUCGCUAAAGACCCAGUGUUUUACAGUGCCACCAAAUACGUCAGCUGGACUGUUUUAAUGGGCGUGGGCGAACCUCCGGCCGAAUCGUUCUCCACGUUAAUCAUUAUCAUCAUAGCUGUUGGACUUGGUACUCCGCUGGCCCUCAUUAUCGUGGGUGGAGUGUUUGUUUGGAUCCGCAAGAGGAUGUCGCACUCGUCAGUCUACGAGCCAAUCAACUGAGACGUUACGGCACUGCACACACCUGCCAAUCAGUGACGAGGUAACUGACUCCUGAGCGGAACAUUAGAAACACGUUACUGACGAGUGGAUGAGGGAGUGAAAUAUAGCUGACCAACUACACAGACAAACACUCUCUGGAAGGGUUUUGAUUUAAACGUAUAACAUUGAUUUUUUUUACACGUUUAUACUUUAACCUCAUUGGCCAGUCAAACAAGGAUCAAACCUGAAAGUGCAAAUGAGUUAUUAUUUGAUUGUUUUGUUUUUACGCCAUCAUUUUUCAUACUUGAUGUUUGUUUGUGCCAAAAUCCUGCUUGUAGAAUCGAUUUAAUUGGCCAGAUUGAUGACAGCUGCACAUUUUAAAGAUUUAAACCAUGAUUUUCUCUUUAAUUCUGAAAUCUAUGCAAAUGCUUUCAUAUUUAAUGGAAACUGCACUGCUGGAGAUUCUCAGGGAUUCUCACUGUGUUUAUUGUGUUGAGUUUUGAUGGUUUUAACAUAACUGUGGUUUAUGGGAGAGUUUAUUGUCAAAGAUGUUUUUGUAAACGUUCAUUUGCACCAUGUAGGAACACUCUGAAAUCUUUCUUUUUGUUGUUGUUGUUGCCAACAGUGACUUAUAAAAUGUAAAUAUGGAUUCGACGACUUUUCAUUUCACUAUAUAAAUUUAUUCAACACUUUCUUGUGGACUGACAUCCUGUGCAUCAUUUAUUUAUAAACAUUUCAACAUAUACAGAUGGAAACUUCAGACACAAGAAUGCAUUAUGAUAAACAUGAGGAAUAUGGCCCUAAUCUGUGAAAUAUAAGACAAAAUAAACGGCAUGAUGCAAUAAAUGAGAUUAAUUUAUUUUUAGUUAAUCAUUUACUUUUUUCCUGGAUGCUUGCAAAUCUGCAAGGAAAAUAAUAAA
Labeo rohita (rohu) is the source of this 2209-nucleotide messenger RNA. It is a transcript of the gene glmp, whose product is annotated as glycosylated lysosomal membrane protein. The transcript has 6 exons. Bases 87 to 1310 code for a protein of 407 amino acids. Gene Ontology annotation, cellular component: lysosome. The record is from RefSeq and is a predicted model, not a curated record. NCBI's taxonomy places the organism in Eukaryota, Metazoa, Chordata, Actinopteri, Cypriniformes, Cyprinidae.